AUGAAUUUAAACUCAAUAGCAUUUCAAAAUUAUAGGCAAAAUUAUUAUGAUAUGGUUGACAAAUGGAAGGCUGACAUGAUAUCUCGUGUAAACUCACUUCAUAUGGUAAGACGUAAUGAACUUGAUAUACUAUGUAUUCAAUCUCAAAUGGAAUUUGAAACAUUCAAAAUAAAACAAUCGACAAUUUUAAAAGAGCAGAUAUUAGCAAAAUUACAAGAUUUACAUAAACGAGAACAAGUCAAUCCACGAGAUGUUGAACAGCUAAAACAAACGUUAAACAAUGUGACGCACGGUGUGGAACAGUUAAAACAAGUAUUAAUUCAAGUUCAAUGUAAAACUGUUGAUGAAGAUCACCUGAAAAUUAAAAAAAGAGCAUAUAUUGAUCACGCGGUAUGUGGACGAAAGAUACUAUUGAUUUUUACCGAGAAAAACAGAUCAAAUUAUGUACUAGUAUAA
Messenger RNA from Didymodactylos carnosus, 456 nucleotides. Lineage: Eukaryota; Metazoa; Rotifera; Eurotatoria; Philodinida; Philodinidae. The record is from the annotation of a GenBank genome assembly.